CGUGGUUAAGCGUCGACGCGUCCACGUGAAGCAGCAGCAGCAGCAGUAGUAGUAGUACCAGCACCAGCACCAGCAUGACUUCUGUUCUGGACCCGGAGGUCCAGCUGGCCCAGAAACUGGCCUCCAACGACAAACCCGUCCGGACCAAGGCCAUGAAGAGGCUCCGCAAGUACGUCAGCGCGAGGUCCCAGGCUGCAGGUGGGUUCUCGAGUGACGAGCUGCUCCGGCUGUGGAAGGGUCUGUUCUACUGUCUGUGGAUGCAGGACAAGCCUCUGCUGCAGGAGGACCUAUCCAACCAGAUCUCCACCCUGAUCCACAGCUUCCACCACAUCGACAGGCAGUUGCUCUACCUAGAGACCUUCCUGCAGACCAUCACAAGAGAGUGGACCGGUAUUGACAGGCUGCGAAUGGACAAGUUCUAUCAGCUGGUCCGAUUCAUGUUCAGACAGACGUUUGAGGUUCUGAAGAGGAGAAGCUGGAAUAUCGGGUUGGUGACCCAGUUUGUGGAUCUUCUGACCCGUGAAGUUCUUCAGAACUGUGAGGCUCCGUCUGGACUGCAGUUCCACAUUUUGGAUCUUUAUCUUGACGAGCUGGCGGCAGUUGGCUCAGCAGAGCUGACUGCAGAUCAGAACUUUGUCUUCAUCGAACCGUUCUGCAAAACAGCUGCUAAAACCAAGAAUCGGACUCUCUUUGGGGCCAUCUGUAAAAGCAUCUUCAGUGCCAUCAUAGAGCAGGCACCCUUUGCCAUUGAAGACCUGAUGAACGAGGUGAAGACGACCGAGGAGGAUUCAGGACAAGAAUCGGAGGAGGAGGAGGAGGAGGAGGAGGAGGAAGAAGAGGAGGAGGAAGGCCGAGGAAAAGAGAAGUCAAAUAGCAAAGCAGUCAAAGGUAUUAAAUCAAACAAAGCUGAAAAGGAGACUGAUGAUGAUGAGUCUGAGGGAUCUGAUGCAGAACUUCAUGACAUUGGACCAGUUCUCCAGUUUGAGUACGGUGCUGUGGCAGAGAGACUCUUCCAACUGGCCAGUCGGAGUGGUACAAUGGGCCGGAACCGACAAAGACUCUACAGAAUCAUCAAAGUGCUGCGUGACCUCAGUGAAGGCGUUUUUCCUGAGGAUGAAUAUCCUGAGGAGGUCUCCACAGAUGAGGAUGAUGAUGAGUUUGGCAGCAGGAAGAGGAUGAAGAGGUCACAUGGUCACACAGAGGAUGACGAAGCAACAACAAAGAGAAGUAAAGCUAACACAGGAAAGAAGGGGGCUCUCGACAACAAAGACGAGACAAGAAACCCGGUUAGUGUUCCUCAUCAGAACCAGUCGCAGGGAAGGAAAAAUGAGCAAAACCACAAGCUUGAUUCUGACUCCAAGCCUGAGGACCAAGAGAUGGAAAAGCAGCAGACAUCACCUCAAGGAGGUGUUGUAGACGUGAAGAGGAGGAGGAGGAUGAUACCUGAGGCUGAGUCAGAUAUCUCACCUGUAAGUGCUGAGGAAACCUUGGCAGCAUCGUCUGAGGACGGCAAUGCUGCAAAAUCUGUGAAGAGGAAGAGGAGGCGCCAGAAGAUCAAACUGACUGAUGCAUCACUGUCUGAGGGCGGCGACUCACCAGCAAUGGUCCAAACAGAAGGCCUUCCAGAUUCAGUUGAAAACCCAACACCUGGGAUCCUGAAUGAGCCGGAUGCUGCAGCCACACCCAAGAAGAAGAAGAAGAAGAGGAGAAGGAGCAGUCUGCUGAUGGAUGGACAGCAGAACAAUGUGGCUGGUUCAGGUGAGGUACCUGAGCUCCCACCUGGAGCUUCACAGCUCUCUCCUGCGCUGCCAGUGGGAAACAGAACCAAGAAGAACAAGGGUGGGAAGGAUCAAGUCCCUGAGAAAGCUUCUCCAGGAGAUGUUUCAGACUUUAACAAAAACAGGGAAGAACCUGAUGCCUCUGCUGUAGAUGAAAGCUUAGAGACAAAGAUAAACCAGGACAAACCAACGACCACAGAAAAAGAGUAUGAAAUUACUGUAACAAUGCCAAGGAAAAAGAACAAAAAGAAAAACAAGAAGCUAACGGCUGAACUGAGCCAGGUUUCAGGUGAGUCUCAGGUGAGCCAAGCUGGCCUCACAGAUUCAGAGGUUCCCUCAGCUGAGACGGCAGUUAUGAAUUGUGGGAAACCAGUGAAGCAGAAGAGGAGGAAGAUUCCAGUUGAGUUUGAGUUUGAAGCAGACGAGCUGGAGGAAACUACGCGGAACCACCAGGAACCACCGGCGGAAAACCCUGAAGAGAGAACCGCAAAGAGUCAGUUUCAGGGUGACUGCAAGCCGUGCACAGCUUCAAGUCUUAAAAAGCCACAUAAGAAGAAAAAGACUGCCGCAGAAUCAGGAUCUGGCUUCCUCAGCUUCCAGAAUAAAGCUGCUGUCCCGACGCCGCUCUUCUGUAAGACCAGAGGACGAGCAGCAACCCCCCUGUCCUUCAAGAAGAAGAAGAAUCAAACUCCCCAGUCAGAGUCAAAGAAGGUGACCUUUGGUCUGAAGAAUAAUAAGACAGCCGAAUUCAGGAAAACAGAUCGCAGCUUGCUGUUGAGUCCACAUGGUUCAUCACGCAUUCCCUUCGAUCCACAGCAGAAACCCAAGUGUGGGGUCCUGAAGUCUCCACCCACCACCAUAAAGACCCCCACCAGCUCCAGGAACUCUGGCUCAAAGGGCUUGAAGAGAAGACCCAGAGCUGUAGACUUCUUCUGACUGACAGGGGACACUUUACCCGGGACUUCAGAACCACACCAGCCUUGCUGUGGUUCAAAUCUUUAUGUGUAAAACUGGUUUUGGUUUUAAUAAAGUUGUUUUCCACAUUUCCAUGUUUUAUUCAAGGUUUCAGGUUUU
Cololabis saira (Pacific saury) is the source of this 2852-nucleotide messenger RNA. RefSeq names its product ribosomal RNA processing protein 1 homolog A-like. The transcript has 16 exons. Gene Ontology annotation, biological process: rRNA processing. Bases 75 to 2714 code for a protein of 879 amino acids. Gene Ontology annotation, cellular component: nucleus; preribosome, small subunit precursor; preribosome, large subunit precursor. NCBI's taxonomy places the organism in Eukaryota, Metazoa, Chordata, Actinopteri, Beloniformes, Belonidae. The record is from RefSeq and is a predicted model, not a curated record.